ACACACAUGCUCUCUAUGAUUACUGGUUACGUCUCUGUGAAUGGAGAUAAUUUGCCAAUAAAAAAAUCUGUUUUCAACGUAAGGGAGAUCUUUUGAUUGGAUUGUGUUAAUUUCUGCGUAGAUUUUCCAAUAAACCUGUUCCAGUAUAUUGAUGGAAAAUAUAUGGGAUAUUUGAAAGAACCAUAUGGAGAAUAGCAAAUGAGUAUUUUUGACAUACCUCGAGUAACCUAACUUUUAACAUAGACGCUAAUCUCAUUUGUGCAAUUUUCUUGAAAUUAUUAUACUCUCGUCAAAAUGCCGUUAUUAUGCUGGGGUUCUAACAGUCAUGGUCAGUUGGGGUUGGGAUAUAAGUCAGAAGAAGAAAUCGUUCCCAAAGAGGUACCCCUAUCUGGUACAGACCUCAAAGCUGAUGAAAUCGUGUCAAUUGCUGGCGGAGCAGGUCAUACUCUCAUAUUAAAUGAGAAAGGGCAAGUCUUUUGUUGUGGAUGGAAUAAAAUGGGUCAGAUUGCUUUGUCUGAGGAUGCUUCUAAGUUCACACAAAUUGAAAUACUCAAGGGUUUCAAAAUUGUCCAUAUUUCUUGCGGCUGGGAUUUCAGCGCUGCAAUAACUGAGUGUGGUAAGCAGUUUGUCUGGGGGAACAAUAGCUUUACUCAGCUCGGUUUAUCGAAGAGCAUUACUUCAACUGGCAUCCCUUCAAGGCUUCAAAUAUCUCAAAAACUUGCAACUGGAUAUAAAAAAGUUAGCUGCGGAUUAAGACACUCUGCAAUUAUCACAAGAGAUAGUGAACUUUUAGUAGCAGGAACCGGUAAAAAAGGUCAAUUAGGAUUAGGUGAUAAGUAUGAUGAUAAUAGCUAUUUGAGUAUAUCUAAAGUUCCUGAUUUGUAUGAUAUUGUAAGUGUUGCUACUGGUGAAAACCAUACUGUUUGCUUAAGGGAAAAUGGAACUGUAUUCGCUUGGGGAGAAAACAAAUUUGGUCAAUUAGGUUUAGAUCCUACUAUUGAAACAAGCUUUGUCCCUGUUGAAACGUUUGAGGAAAGAAGUUUGAUAGAAGUUCAUGCUGGUUGGACUCACACAGCUGUUCUCACUAAAACUGGUGAAAUUUACAAUUGGGGGAGAAAUUCUUAUGGUCAGCUUGGUUCUCGUAGGGAAGUUACUCAUAAACCUGAUAAAAUACCAAAUUUCACUGGUGUGGUACAUUUCAGUGUGGGUUCUGAGCAUAGUUUGGCUCUGAACAAGGAUGGAAAAUUAUUUGCUUGGGGUUGGAAUGAACAUGGGAGUUGUGGUACAGGGGACAAGAAAAAUGUGAUGAAACCUACCCAGAUUUUGUCUAAUAUGAAAGUUAAAACAGCUUUUGCUUGUACGGGUAGUUCAUUUGCAGGUAGGAUAAUCUCCGUAGAACAAAAGGUAUCCGAAUUAUGCACAGCAUUUUCGCAAUAUUCCAAGAAACUAGCGAAGAUACGUGAUGGCGGUGACGAUUUAUCUAACGCCCUAUCGAAAUAUGCUGGAUCCGAAGAUAUUACAAAAUCCCAAAGUGCGGAAGUGCAGAGUUUUGCCGAGGCAAUGCACGCGAUGAGCGAUUACGGAGAGCAAAGGGUAAUAUCCUUAGAUCACAAAGUUGUCGAUGAGUUGGCCAAAUAUGGGAGUAUUUGCAAGCAGCUCAAAGAAGAAAUCAAAUCGAUUUACAACGCCAAAGACCGGGAAACGACCAGGAAAAGGCAUCUAGAUCGCGUACGAGAUAGGAAUCCGAAAAACAGGCAACAAAUUGUACAAGCGGAAACGGAACUAAUCAGGGCAACAGCAGAAGUUACAAAGACUGUUCAUCAGAUCGAAGAGAAGAUGAUAAAUUUUGAGAAGCAGAAGCUACAUGAUAUGAAAGAAAUCUUUCUGGAUUUUAUCGUUACUGAAAUAGGAUAUCAUGCCAAAGCGAUGCAGAUUCUAUCAAAAACCUACCAAAAUAUAGAUAGCAUAGAUGAAGCAGCUGAUCUUCAGAGUUUCAAGGAUUACAUCCUCGAAUCCGACCGUUAUUCUGGAAGAGGCGAUCAAAAGAGCGGUCUAUUAAGGGUGCCGUCUUUGAGCUCUUUGGGAACCAUCUUUUCGACUGGUCACCGGCGAAGCACACCGGGUAUCCCAGGUGCAAGAAAACAUUCCCGAAGCGAGGAAAACUUGGAUUCAAUGAAAGCUAGCCUAUCAGAUACAGAAGAUACGCAGUCGGAAUUGAACAAAAGUGAAAGUCUCAGCGAACAAAUAUCACAAUUUGAUGAUGAAGACAAUGAAACAAAAUUAAUAGUGGAAAUAAUGGAGACUAAACAAACCAAAGAUGACUUCAAACAGAUAGAAGACAUAAUAGACGCGAGAAAAGAACUCGGCUACUACAACGUGUAUAAAAAUGAAACUUCGAGAUUCUCAACGUCCAAUAAUGUUGGUGGGAACGUAGACAGAUAUGUCAGAUUCGAAGAUAAUAUUUCUCAAAACGAUAGCGUUUCCAACUUGAAAUUGACGGAUUCCGAAGUGACCAUCACUAAAGUACGAUGCGGAGGGACGGCGUUCAAAAGAUGUCAGAGCAAAUGGGAUAUGCAAGAUGUCGCCAUUCCUGGCGAUGGUUCUCAUUUGGGGGAAUCACCUUCACUGGUGAAUUUGGCUACAAUGGUUAUUCAGUUUCCAGUGAAUGUGCCAUCCGCCGAUGGUUGUGAAUAUUUAGUUCCUUUGAGUUCUUGGGAUCCAUAUUACAAGUUGGAAGAGUGCAAUAGAAAACCUGAAAUAACUGAUUCAGAUAGUACAAAUGGAAGUAUAGAGAAAAAUCUGAGAAACUCCGAAUCUUCAAAUUCCCGAAUCAGUAGUUAUAGAACGAGACGUUUAGCUUUCACAGAGAAAAUCACCAAGUUCAUUAAAAACCGUUGUAAAAGAUCGAAAGACGUAUAAACUCGUAGUACAAAUUUUGUUUUUCAAUCAUUUUUUGAUGAAUCUAUUG
Messenger RNA from Coccinella septempunctata (seven-spotted ladybird), 2968 nucleotides. RefSeq lists its product as uncharacterized. NCBI's taxonomy places the organism in Eukaryota, Metazoa, Arthropoda, Insecta, Coleoptera, Coccinellidae. The coding region runs from base 295 to 2919 and encodes 874 amino acids. The transcript has 6 exons. The record is from RefSeq and is a predicted model, not a curated record.